UCCGGCCGUCCACGGCGGCUGGCAGGUCGCGCGCAUCAGCCAGGAGCACGGGGUGCUGGCGUGGCGGGGAGGAGGCGGCGGCGGCGGCGGCGGCGGAGCUGGUGGUGAUGGUGGUGAUGGGAGUACGGCGAAUGAUGAGGAGACACCGCUUGCGGUGGGCCAGCGUUUGCGCAUCUGGCCCAAUCACUCGUGUAUCACGGGCGCUGGAUACCCGUGGUAUCUCGUUGUGGACUCGCGCAAUGCGGGGCGGGAAGACGAGAUCAUUGAUGUCUGGCCCCGGUGGAAUGGAUGGUGAUGUGAAUGAUGAUGUUAGCUAGUCUUGCUUUCAUUGCGCAGCUAUCGAAUAUUGCUGACCUAGGAGAUAAGCCAGCAGCGUGUCAUUGUUCCUUAGAUUUGGAUAGCACAUAUAAUCAGAAUCAAGACCGCAAACAGCACUUUGACAUAGGAACUGAUGAAGAAGUUCCAAUAACGGGGCGUAGAGAUCCACCAGCGAUUGCAGCAAUCGGGUUCUUUAAUGCCAAUAACAAUUCAAUGCUUCAUUGCAAAGUUUACAAGCCUCUGUUCCUAUCUCUAACCCCCCCUUUUAGCACAGGAGCUCGAGUGAAGUCUCUCCGGAGACAUUCUACAUUUUCCACAAACAACUCCGUACGCCAAAUGCCUGAAAACAUCAGGCAGGAUAACUCAUGCUUUCCAAUACCGUGAUUCCUGAGCCGCAGUCGCAAUAUUACCUCGAGACAUG
Xylaria bambusicola is the source of this 739-nucleotide messenger RNA. RefSeq lists its product as uncharacterized. The record is from RefSeq and is a predicted model, not a curated record. The coding region runs from base 301 to 702 and encodes 133 amino acids. Lineage: Eukaryota; Fungi; Ascomycota; Sordariomycetes; Xylariales; Xylariaceae. The transcript has a single exon.